Sitophilus oryzae (rice weevil) is the source of this 958-nucleotide messenger RNA. RefSeq lists its product as uncharacterized. NCBI's taxonomy places the organism in Eukaryota, Metazoa, Arthropoda, Insecta, Coleoptera, Curculionidae. Bases 33 to 896 code for a protein of 287 amino acids. The transcript has 4 exons. The record is from RefSeq and is a predicted model, not a curated record.
UAGGCUCCAUAUUUGUUCGCAAACCGUCGAAAAUGGAGCAAUGCUGGUGCAGGGUUGUGCUUGUUCUGUGCUGGUUCGGUGUGAAGUUUUGUGCAGGCGAUUACUUUCAGAACUCGAACUAUUUUUGUACCGAUCUGAAGACACAACAGAUCGUCGAUAUUAGUCAGUUGGAGGGGAUAUGGUACGUUAUAGAAAAACUCAUACACACGGAAGAGAGACACUAUACCAUCAAUCUGACCACCUGUCCAGUUAUACACAUAUCGGAAGAUAGAAAAGAGACAACUACUUACAAUCCUCUGUACAAAACUUACGAUACAACCUAUGGUUCUGGAUAUCCGUACAACAGGAACCCAACGGAUCCCAGAAGUACUUACACUAGCGAACAGGAGUAUAUCAAGCAGAGGGAACAGUAUGACAGAAUAACAACAUACGACCACGAAAGACGCAGGGUUAACCAUGCAGGCUACGUUAAACACCUCUACGCUAUGAAGUACCUCCGAAUCUACUGGGACGAUAACAGUUACAGUACCGAGUACCAUUUGAGGUACAACGUGAGCAGACCGGGGUUCUGGAUAAGUUCUGGACCUGAAGAUGGAAGAACACUGCCAGAAGACAUCAAACACUUUGCCGGCACUGUCCAAGUACUGAAAGCUGUAGGAAAUCACUUGGUGCUCACUUUUUGUCAUAGACUACCCGAGCAAAAGCAGCUGUUCACUGUUAUAUUGUCCAGGGAGAACCGACUGGACAUCAGAGAGAUCCAUGGCGUCCAUGGGAUACUUAUCAGGAAAGGACUGAGUACUAACGCGUUGGAAAGAACUUGCAAUGGCUCUGAAAUGAUUAGUAUUAAUUAUAUACAUGCGUUGAUUACGUUAGGGAUGUAUUUUUUGUUCAAAUAAAGUAAUAAGGAGUUAUUAAAUGGUUUAUUAUGUUUGGAAUAAAGAAUAUUUUACACUUGAAA